GUUCGUACCUUUGCUUUGAUUUACUCCAGGCAUGUACCCAGCAGGGAGGUGGAGCGGGGCGCCGGGCAGUGCCGCGUGCUUGGCGGAGAAGCAGGAAAAGCAGACUCUUACCGUAACCGCUCACUGACCGUUCGCUGACCGCUCGCUCGGGGGACAGGAUGAGCACGAGGAGCACCGCGCUGCUCCGGAGCCCUUCGAGCCACUAGGACGAGCAGCGGAGUCCAGCCCGUGGUAAUACGCGGUACGAGGGCGAGAUUGCCUCGGUCACACGCCAUGUCUUCCCUGACACUCUUCUUCUGCCUUGGGAGCCUGGUUUCAUGGGGCUCCAGCUUGGAAUUCCGCUAUUACAACACAGUUGAACUGGAAGACUAUCUGAAAGCAGUCAACAGAAAUUAUUCCUCGAUUACACAUCUGUACAGUAUUGGAAAAUCAGUGGAAGGAAGAGAUCUCUGGGUGCUCAUCCUUGGUAAAUAUCCGACAAAGCACAAGAUUGGAAUUCCAGAGUUCAAAUAUGUUGGAAAUAUGCAUGGCAAUGAGGUGGUGGGCCGGGUGCUGCUUCUUCAGCUCAUUGAACACCUAACCCAAGGCUACCUAAGCGACCCGGUAGUCACUUGCCUCCUCAACACUACACGCAUCCACAUCCUGCCUUCCAUGAACCCUGACGGCUUUGAGGCGUCCACCCGUAACUGCCUGUACUCCCAGGGAAGGUUCAACAAGCAUGGUGUGGACCUGAACCGCAACUUCCCUGAUGUAUUCACACAAAAUGACAUGGAGCGUGAGCUGGAGGUUCAAGCCGUGAUGGACUGGCUGAAAUCUGAGCCUUUUGUCCUUUCAGCCAACCUGCAUGGGGGUGCCGUGGUCGCCAGCUACCCGUAUGACAACAGCAAUGGGGGAGAAGAGCUGCAGAGAGGCUCCAGCAUUGCCCCUGACAAUGACGUCUUCAUUCAUCUGGCCAAGACGUACUCCUUCAACCACAAGCGUAUGCGUAACGGCAACAACUGUUAUGACUCGCAAAUCUUCAAGGAUGGCAUCACCAACGGUUAUUCCUGGUACCCUCUCCCAGGAGGGAUGCAGGACUACAACUACGUCUGGGGUCAGUGUUUGGAGAUCACCUUGGAGCUGUCCUGUUGUAAAUAUCCCCCGGAGAAAGACCUACCUGGACUCUGGGAUGACAAUAAAGAUGCACUGCUUGCAUACAUACAGUUGGUCCACCUGGGGGUGAAAGGACAAGUUCUCAAUUCAAAUGGAACCCCAGUGGAGAACGCUCUUGUUGAAGUAAAGGACAAAAACAACCUCUGCCCCUUCAAGACAAACCGCAAUGGGGAAUACUACAGACUGCUCCUGCCUGGAAAUUACACUCUCAAGGUGACAAUCCCUGGGCAGAAGGAGGCAAUGACGGAGACCCUGUCUAUUCCUUAUGGGCCGGACAAGUACUCCGCCCUGACACACAACUUUGUUUUCAAGAGGAACACUUACAGCAGCCCGGACGUAACGCCAUCCGCAGAGAUCUGUACCUCCAAACUGAAGAUCCAGGACUCGAGCCACAGCCCUGCCCUGGCACCCAGUCACCUCACAGUUCUCCUGUUGAUGGCGCUGUGCCCAUUCUUGCUGUGAGACACAUGUGGCCGGCUGCUUCAUAUCUGUGUAACAUUUGCAUUGCUCCCAGUGCAACAAUCGUACAAGCCAUUGUGUGGCACUUUGACACGGAAUUUUGGACUUACAGUUUACAUGGUUUUCUUUUGAAAUGCUGUCAGAUUCUAAUCAGAGGCAGGGGAACCAAACUGCAUUUUAAAAAGACAAGAAUUCAGGGCUUCCUCAGUGGGAAACAUGCUUAAGUUGCAAGUGUCCAAGUGGAGAGUGACAUUGCUCGUGAUGAAUGUGGUGUGGACAUACAUGUUUCAACAAUAUUCAGAAUAACCAGGCCUUUCAGAUUUAUUCAUUUAUCUAUAACUUCUCUAGAGCAACUUAAAGUGGUAAAUUAUCUACAAUUAUUUACCCAUUUAUACAGCUGGGUUGUUUUUCCUCAGCAUUUUAAGGCAAGUACCUUGCUCAAAGGUUCUACGGCUAGAGGUGGGAUUUGAACCGGAAACCUGGGGGUCUAGGGGGAGCAGUUAUAACUGCUAGGGUACCAGUUGUUCUUGAGAUGCUCCAUCAACCUGGUAACUGUUUUGGUGACACACAACCUGCAGUGUAGGAAUUCGUGUGUGGAGCCAGGAACCAUGAUACACAUCGCUCUAUUAAACACUCAGUUCUCAGCAAUGUAUGCAGUGCAGAAUGUGUCACAAUAACCCAUGUAACUAUGGGAGAUAUUCACCCUUUGUAUUGCUAGACAAAAUAUAACCGCAAUACUAAUUAAAUAGAAAAAACUGAAAAUCUACAUGUACAUUUCUAAGAUACUAUGCAGAAUAUUAAUCGAGGUAAAUAAUUGUCUUUGUAAAUUCUGAUUAACAUAUGCAACUUAACUGGACAAAAAGGUAAAUCUCCAUUUAUUGGUUGGUCUUUAAUGAAAGUAUUAUUCCAGUCCUUAAUUUCAUUUCCAUCGGAGCCCCAGUCUUGCACGUUUUAGAGAUUACAUUUUUUGUUAGCACCUACAGCGCUGUGAAGAAGUAUUUGCCCCCACCCUGCUUUUUUUUUUUUUUUUUUGCAUAUUUGUCACAGUUAAAUGAUUGAGAUCAAACAAAAUUUUAUUACUACACAAAGAACCUGAGUAGAUACAAAAUGCAGUUUUUAAAUGAUGAUUUCAUUUAUUAAGGGAAAAAACAGCUGUCCAACCCUACCUGGCCAUAUGUGAAAAAGUAAUUGCCCCCUAAACCUAAUAACUGGUUGUGUCACCCUUGGUGGCAACAACUGCCAGUUAUCGCAAACGCUUGAUUGCAAUCAGUCUUUCACAUCGCUCUGGAGGAAU
Messenger RNA from Scleropages formosus (Asian bonytongue), 2905 nucleotides. It is a transcript of the gene cpm, whose product is annotated as carboxypeptidase M. The record is from RefSeq and is a predicted model, not a curated record. Lineage: Eukaryota; Metazoa; Chordata; Actinopteri; Osteoglossiformes; Osteoglossidae. Gene Ontology annotation, biological process: protein processing; peptide metabolic process. The coding region runs from base 274 to 1614 and encodes 446 amino acids. The transcript has 9 exons. Gene Ontology annotation, molecular function: zinc ion binding; metallocarboxypeptidase activity.